AUGCCCUUCUUCAUGAAGCAGGCCUCCCUGGCCUGGAUAUUUCUUUGCUCUGCGCAUCCAUCUCUUGCCUUUUUCAAAGUGCCUUGCAGCACGCCCCUGGUUAUUCAACGAGCAGACCCAAUCGUUCAACCCGGCGUCGCCUCUAACCAUGUCCACACAAUCAUGGGUGGAUCCGGCUUUGGAUUCACCAUGGACUACAACAUGACCCAGACAUCGCAGUGCAACUCCUGCUCAGCAAUUGAAGACAAGUCAAACUACUGGAUUGCCGCGUUGUACUAUCACGCCCAGAACGGAAGCUUUCAUCAAGUGCCACAGAAUGGGGGUGCUCUCAUCUACUACGAACAGAGACCUGACCCAAGUACUAAUGGCGCGAUUGUCGCACCACCAGCCGGGUUCCGCAUGAUCGCUGGGAGUCCUUUCGAUCGCAGCGAUAAAGGAACAAUUGAGACUCACGCUCGAAGCUUUGCCUGUCUGAACUAUGAUGCCCCGGGUACUCCGCAGACGCACACCUUCCCAACAACCAAUUGCCCCAAUGGCCUGCGUGCCCAGGUUUAUUUCCCUUCGUGCUGGGACGGCGUCAACCUGGAUAGUUCUGACCACAAGGCCCAUGUGGCCUAUCCUACUCAGGACUACGACAACGGCCCUUGUCCUGCAACUCAUCCCGUUCGAAUUAUCUCGAUCUUUAUCGAGGUCACUUGGCAUACUGAGCAGUUUGGCGACAUGUGGUAUGGUGACCAACAGCCAUUUGUGUUUUCCUUUGGUGAUCCCACUGGCUAUGGAUUACAUGGAGACUUCCUUAAUGGCUGGGACAUCGACGUUCUCCAGGAUGCGAUCAACACUUGCAACGACGGAGGCGGUGAUAUCACACAGUGCGAGCCUAUCACCCUCCAGCCAGACUCGAUCACAGACGGCUGCAUCCUCGAGCGCUCAAUCGAUGAGCAGGUUGACGGAUGGCUCGAUGCACUCCCCGGAUGUAACCCCAUCCAGCCAGGCCCAGACGAUGCUCAUGUUGUGACGGGAUGCGAUGCGCCUACCGAGGUUGGUCAACCUCUGCAUUACUACACCGAUCUCACUGGAGAUCAUCAAUGGGAAUGGAUUGGAUGCACUCAGGAUAAUGUCGGUGGUGUGCGUAUCCUGACUGGUUCUUAUGGCGAUAUCUCUGACAUGACUCCGGCCAAAUGCGUUGAAAAAUGCAUUGCUGAUGGUUAUACCAUCGCUGGCGUGGAGAAUCAGAAUCAGUGCUUCUGUGGUAACAGCGUUGCCGCGGAUAAUAUGCCCAAGGUUACUCCUAUGGGCAAUUGUCUGAUGACAUGCGCUGGUGACCCUCUCCAGAACUGUGGCGGGUACGGGUUUAUCGGUCUGUAUCAGAAGUGUGACGGCAGUUGCAGUAAUCUUCAGUACCCUGUGGUGCCUCAUUAG
Penicillium cataractarum is the source of this 1419-nucleotide messenger RNA. RefSeq names its product DUF1996 and WSC domain-containing protein. NCBI's taxonomy places the organism in Eukaryota, Fungi, Ascomycota, Eurotiomycetes, Eurotiales, Aspergillaceae. The transcript is spliced from 3 exons. The record is from RefSeq and is a predicted model, not a curated record. The coding region runs from base 1 to 1419 and encodes 472 amino acids.